AUGAAUACUGGAGUUCGAUUUAUAUCAGAAGAUCGAAAUUAGGAUCUAGUAUAUUGUUUUCCUUUAGAGGGCGAAAAGAAUCCAUUUAAAAAGAAUAAGUAUGUAUCAUUUAUUUUUAGGACAUCUGCACAGUAGGCUUCUGUAGAUUAGAAAAUUAGUUACUCUCUUAUAAAAACUUAUUUCAUCUUAAAAGUGAUGGGACUCAUGACUUUGUUAUUCGGAAUAAUUUAUUUGAUACUUAUGUUUCAGGGGCAGAACUCAAUUUUAUAAAAAUAAUUAUUUAAUGCUUAAACUCAAAAAAUCACCCGUGGGUCUUUUUUUUUUGGGUUUAUUUUAGUAAUGGAUCUAAUUGCAAUACUCAUUUAUCAAAUAAAUUUUAAGGAAGUAACCGCUAAUAAUAUAGAGGCUCGAAACCCUAAUAAAAUAAGUUGGAUAUUAUUUGCUUUAUUUUCUUUUUCAUUUAUUUUAUCUGGUGCUACUUUGGGCUAUUAUUUUUUAAUAAGGUUUGAUAAUGGAAGUAAUAUUAAAUUUAAACGUAAACCUAGCUUCGUUAGUCAUCAGCAGUAUUUUUUACUUAUUUAUGGCAAAUUUAUUGUUAGUGAUUUAUCUAUGGUACAAGAAACAAGAGUAUUCAUUUAAAAGUAAAUAAAUUAUGGUCAUUCUAGAUUAUAUGAUAUUCAUAGCGUUUUUAAGUUGCAUUUUUUGGUUUUUCUUAAUGAUCUAUUUUAUAGAUAUUUGGGGGAAAUUUUUAUUUUGUGGAAUGUUAGUUAUGAUAUUUGAACUGCUGAUUGUCAGUUCAGCACAUUUGAUUAUUUCAGCCUUUGUAUCUUCUAUUAUAAAUUAGAUUAGUCAUUCAAUUUAACCGAAAAAGAUUAUGCAAUAACAGUGCCAUUAAUUUAUUGUGUUUCUUUCCUGCUCAUAUUGGGUUUCAUAUUCGUAAUUAUUAUGUUUGUAGGAAAAAACUCUGAGGAGGGAGAUGAUGAUUGA
Paramecium octaurelia is the source of this 987-nucleotide messenger RNA. The record is from the annotation of a GenBank genome assembly. NCBI's taxonomy places the organism in Eukaryota, Ciliophora, Oligohymenophorea, Peniculida, Parameciidae.